Messenger RNA from Trichogramma pretiosum, 2099 nucleotides. RefSeq lists its product as uncharacterized. The record is from RefSeq and is a predicted model, not a curated record. NCBI's taxonomy places the organism in Eukaryota, Metazoa, Arthropoda, Insecta, Hymenoptera, Trichogrammatidae. The coding region runs from base 301 to 1923 and encodes 540 amino acids. The transcript has 4 exons.
CGUAUGUAUCUGCGUGAUAUACGUUUUCAUUGCAUAUAUAAUGUAUAUACAAACGUACUCAAAUCGUUUUCAAUAUAAAGUAUCGGUGUACGCAAUUCGUCGUGCAGGUGCAACAAAAAUUAAUGUCGCCGAUGCGAUUUUCAAAUGAUCACGAUUUUUCGGAUUGCAAGUAUGAAAUAUUGGUUUCCUUGACGUGUGUCGAGUUUACAACCGUACUAUACAGUUUUCCUGUAUUGCUAGUUCGAGUGUCAAUUAGACUGUUUUUUUCGACUAUCCAUCUUUUUUUUCAAUUGGAAGAACAUGCGAACUUGGGCUAUAAUAUUUUUCGGACAUUACAUUUUUGUUGAAGUCGCAUUUGCCGGGUACCAAAUUGGAUUUAAUCAGUAUGGCAAGCCGUUUCAAAACAACGGUAAUCGACAAUCCCAGUUUGACAAUAAUCCGUACCUAAACCCUAUUUUUAAUCGUCCAAAUAAUGGUAACUUAAAUCGGCCUGGCAACGGUAAUUUUAAUCGUCCGGGCAAUGGAAACUUUCAACCAUCGACUAACGGAAAUUUCAAUCAGCCUAGCGGAGGAAGUUUCAACCCUUCAAAUAAUGGCAAUUUCAACCGACCGGGUAAUGGAAACUUUCAACCGUCAACUAACGGAAAUUUGAAUCAGCCUAGUGGAGGAAGUUUCAACCGCCCGGGCAAUGGAAACUUUCAACCGUCAACUAACGGAAAUUUGAAUCAGCCUAGUGGAGGAAGUUUCAACCGCCCGGGCAACGGAAACUUUCAACCGUCGACUAACGGAAAUUUGAAUCAGCCUAGUGGAGGAAGUUUCAACCCUUCGAAUAAUGGUAAUUUCAACCGCCCAGGUAAUGGAAUUUUAAAUCGUCCUGGCAGUGGUACUUUCUACCCCCCAAGCAACAAUGGCAAUCGACCUGGAAAUAGUAAUUUAAACCCUGGCAAUGGAAAUUUCAAUCGUCCAGGAAACAAUAAUUUUAACCCUGGUAAUGGAAAUUUUAAUCGUCCGGGAAACAAUAAUUUUAACCCUGGCAAUGGAAAUGUCAAUCGCCCAGGAAACAAUAAUUUUAACCCUGGUAAUAAUGAUUAUAACCGUCCAGGGCAAAAUCCCCCAUCCAAUACUGAUGCUGGAAAUCGACCAACAGCUGCUAACGAAAAUAUUAGUGGACCGCAAACCCAACAAGCGAAAGAAAUUGUGAACGCUCAAAUCGAAAAAAUUAGAAAUCGGAUUAAUGCAGCCCUACCUAAUAACAACAACGAUAUAAGCUAUACAAUCAAUAGCUAUCUGCAAUCGCAGUCGAUGAAGUUCGUGGAAGCCACCUUGGACCGACGAACUGGCUACAAAUUGCAAUUGCUCAAUACCACUAACGGUCGUCGUGCAACAAUUUUAGCAACGAAUUUUAAUCCUCCGAGCUCGCCGCUUCAUUAUUUCGACGAAACGGAGGAACUAAUUUUGGAAAACUUCAAUUUCCGACUGAAUCGACGUUACAACUCUCAAAACAAUAGCCUCGAACCGGCUUGCGUGGAAUUGUCGACCAGAUGUGUUGCCCUUGGCUCGAAAGUCAUCGCGCCGGGCGGCCCAACUCCUCAAAUUUUGUCGCUCGGUCAGUACAGGCCCGUAAAAAUCGUCACUACCAACGAUCGGGGUCGAACGAUCGAAACGAUGACUUCAAACUACAUCUCUCGAGUAAUCGAAAGCCAACGUAAUCAGGGUCGUGGCUCGAUCAUUUACAACGAAAGCGAGGAUCUCAUGUUGCGCGAUCGAAUUUUUCACACGGACAAGAAGUACGAUCCGAAAUCAAAAACCAUAGAGAUCACGACCUACAACUAUUUGGCGAAUCAAGCGAGACCUAGUCGAGUGCGUGCCACGCUUUAUCGUGUAAACAAAUGUACUUUCAAUUUAGUCGGAACACGAAAUUGAAUUUUCAUGGAUGACUUCAAUGAGCAAAUUUAACUAAAAAAUAUUAAUUUUGUAACCAACCAAUUGUUACUUUACCAUCAAUGUAUUACGCAAACUGCAAACUUCGUCUGAACAUAAUUACUGUUAUAUACUUAGAUUUGGCGUAAAUUAUAAUGUUUUCAAAUGUAGUAAAUGAA